AUGCGGCUUCUUAAAAUUGAAGACGAUGGCAAACUCAGCCUCACGAAGGACUUGAUUGGCGACGACGACAUCGUUCCUGCUUACGCUAUUCUUUCGCACACCUGGCAGGAAGAUCAAGAGGUGACGUUUGACGACUUUAUAAACGAUGCCGGAAAGAGCAAAACAGGCUAUGAUAAGCUUCGGUUCUGUGCACAACAAGCCGAGCGAGAUGGGCUGCGUUACUUUUGGGUGGACACUUGCUGCAUCAAUAAGGUGAAUGCCGUCGAACUUCAGGAUGCCAUUAACUCCAUGUUUCGGUGGUAUCGAGACGCAACCAGGUGUUAUGUCUUUCUAUCUGAUGUAUCCGCAACCAAACGAGAGGCAAACAGUGCAUCUUUUAUCUUCACUUGGGAACCGGCAUUUCGGCGUAGUCGAUGGUUCACUCGGGGCUGGACUCUCCAGGAACUGCUUGCUCCACGUAAUGUGACAUUCUUCUCUCGAGAAGGCAAGCAGCUAGGCGACAGAGAAAAGUUGAAACAGCUGAUCAACGAGAUUACUGGUAUGCCUAUCCCUGCCGUUUUGGGGGUUUCCUUGGAUGAUUUCAGCGUUGAUGAACGACUAUCUUGGACGGAAAGACGCAACACCACGCGUAAAGAAGACAAGGCAUACUCGUUGCUGGGUAUAUUCGGUAUUUACCUGCCUCUUAUCUAUGGUGAAGGACAGGAAAACGCAUUUCGCCGGCUCCGAAAGGGGAUUGAAGAGCAUCUGGCGGAAUCCUCCCAACAACGACCACCGCCUCCGUUGACAGAUGGAGUACACAAAUCUGCACACAAGACAUCAUACUACAUUCCGUUCCCCAAGAAUCGAUACUUCGUUGGAAGGACAAAUGAACUCGACGUGCUCAAGCAGUCGCUGCUGGAGGGUCAAGAUUGCCAAAAGAUGUCAAUCGUGGGCCUCGGCGGGACGGGCAAGACACAAAUCGCUUUGCAAAUCGCUUACAUGUUCAAGGAGACGUUGUCGGGGUGCUCGAUCUUCUGGAUGCCUGCAGUGAGCAUGGAGACCUUCGAGCAGGCGUGUAAGGAGAUUGCAGUAUCUCUGCACCUAGUUCAGGCGGGCGAUGGAGACGAGGACGCGAAAGAGCUUGUGAAGGAGCACCUGAGCGCAGAGCAGGCAGGACGAUGGUUGCUAGUGCUCGAUAACGCAGACGACCGAGAUAUUGUAUUCGGGACUGGGCAAUCGAGAGGCAUCGUCGACUACUUACCAGAGAGCGAGAGAGGUACGACCUUGUUCACCACGCGUACUCAGGGGGUAGCGGUAUCGCUGACACGCGGCGACGUCCUGGAGUUAGGGUCUAUGACCCUACCAGAUGCAACCCACUUUCUGGAAAAAUCGCUGAUCAAAAAGGACCUUAUUUGCGACACUGCAGCCACAACAGAGCUGCUGGGCGAGCUAACAUGCCUGCCUCUAGCCAUCGCGCAGGCAGCCGCCUACUUGAACUUGAACAGAACCUCCAUCACGAAGUACUUGCGGCUGCUUAAGAGCACAGAACAGGACACAGUCGGCCUGAUGAGCAAAGAGUUCCGCGAUAAUACACGCUACAGAGGUUCGGCGAAUGCAGUGGCUACGACGUGGAUCGUAUCCUUUACCCAGCUUCGAGAGCGCGACACGGAAGCGGCUAAACUUCUGGAGUUCAUGUCAUGCAUCGAGUGGAAGGCGAUACCGCGAUCGUUGCUGCCGACGGUUCGACCAAAAGAGCGAAUGGACGAGGCCAUCGGCACGCUCUGUGGGUACUCUUUUGUGUCGAGACGGGAGGACGACAGCCUCGAGGGGGCCGAGGGAGAGGAGGAGUGGUAUGACUUGCACCGACUCGUACAUCUUGCGACCAGAAUUUGGACAAACAAACAUGGCGAUGCUGCAGGUGUGACGGGAGAAGUAAUCAAACAUGUUGCUAAAGUUUUCCCGCACGGCGCCUGGGCCAAUCGGGCGGUGUGGAGAGCGUAUAUGCCGCACGCAUUGCGACUGCUGGACACAAAACAGGGGAGUAAUGUCAAAGAGAAGGCUGAGUUGAUUUGCCGGGUGGGACGGUGCCUGACGACUGACGGCAGAAUUGGAGAGGCAGUGAAGUGGCUGGAGGAGAGCUGCAGUUUAAGAAGCGAGUUGGAUGAGGACGACCCGUAUCGACUAAAAUCGCAGCACGCACUCGCAAGCGCAUAUGAAGCGGAUGGGCAGGUUAAGAAGGCAAUAACAAUACUAGAGAUUGUCGUUGCAGUUAAGGAGAAGGUGCUAGAUAAGGAGAAUCCAAAUCUACUAGCGUCGCAGCACGAGCUCGCAAGCGCAUAUGAAGCAGAUGGGCAGGUUAAGAAGGCAGUAGCGCUACUAGAGUAUGUUGUGGAUAUUAAAGCGCGGACCCUUCGAGCCGAUCAUCCUUCGCGGCUGAUAUCGAUCGAGGUGCUCGAAGAAAUGUGUGCGGAGCUGAAAGUCGACUCAGCCUCGGUAUAA
This is a messenger RNA of Cucurbitaria berberidis CBS 394.84, 2478 nucleotides long. Its product is annotated as HET-domain-containing protein. NCBI's taxonomy places the organism in Eukaryota, Fungi, Ascomycota, Dothideomycetes, Pleosporales, Cucurbitariaceae. The coding region runs from base 1 to 2478 and encodes 825 amino acids. Gene Ontology annotation, molecular function: protein binding; ADP binding. The record is from RefSeq and is a predicted model, not a curated record. The transcript is spliced from 2 exons.